GACAUGUCUAUUUACAUUUAAAUUCUCAGUAAACUUAUAAAAAAUGGAUAAUUUCAUAAAGAAUAUCAAAAAGAAACUGUCUGUAGAUAAUCUUGUGGACAUAAUGAAAGAUUCCAAAGUAAUAGACGAAAGCACCAUCAAAGAAGAAGACGUAAGAAACACUCUUCAAAAACUAGAUCCUAACUCAGUCAUGGACGUUGAUGAGAUCCAUGCAAAACUUAACGAGCUCUCUGAAGAGGUCAGCAAAUCUAAAUCGAAGACGGAGACUUCUACCACUUCUACGAGCAAACGUAUUAUAGACGUGGCUAAAUCCAGCAUCGGAGCUUUGGGAACAACGGCAAAAAAAGAAGAAGAACCAGAGAAGAAUCCAAACGAAAACGAGUAUCUGAAAGCGUUAGGCAGAGAAGAAAACGUAUUCAAUUUGUACGACGACUUCCAUUAGCAAUUAAAGUUGCAUUUGGAUUGACAAUGGUUUAA
This is a messenger RNA of Ostrinia furnacalis (Asian corn borer), 477 nucleotides long. RefSeq lists its product as uncharacterized. The record is from RefSeq and is a predicted model, not a curated record. NCBI's taxonomy places the organism in Eukaryota, Metazoa, Arthropoda, Insecta, Lepidoptera, Crambidae. The transcript is spliced from 2 exons. Bases 44 to 442 code for a protein of 132 amino acids.